AUGACCUUUCCUUGCUCCCAGCAGAGCAGUGGUGAUGUACUUGGCUCCCACUCAGAUGACCCAGGCAGCAAGAAGAAUGGGCAGGCUGGGAGACCAAAGAAGAGCCACCUGGCCUACGGCAUCCUGGACAUCCCACCUUGGUACCUCUGCAUCUUCUUGGGGAUCCAGCACUUCCUCACAGCCCUUGGGGGACUCGUGGGUGUGCCACUCAUCCUGGCCAAGGACCUGUGCUUGCAGCAUGACCCCCUGGGCCAGAGCUACCUCAUCAGCACCCUUUUCUUCGUCUCUGGCAUCUGCACUCUCCUGCAAGUGUUCUUAGGAGUCAGGCUGCCUAUUCUCCAGGGAGGGACCUUUGCUUUUGUGGCUCCUUCCCUGGCCAUGCUAUCACUUCCUGCCUGGAAGUGCCCCGAGUGGACAUUCAACGCCAGCCUGGUGAACAGCAGCUCUCCUGAGUUCAUGGAGGAAUGGCAGAAGAGGAUCCGAGAGUUGCAGGGUGCCAUCAUGGUGGCCUCCUGCGUCCAGAUGCUGGUGGGCUUCUCAGGACUCAUUGGCUUUCUCAUGCGUUUCAUCGGCCCCUUGACCAUUGCUCCGACCAUCUCCCUGGUGGCCCUGCCCCUCUUCGAUUCUGCAAGCAAUGAUGCUGGGAUCCACUGGGGAAUAGCCGCCAUGACCAUCUUCCUCAUCGUGCUUUUUUCUCAGUAUCUGAAAAACAUCACUGUGCCCAUGCCCAUGUGUGGAAGAGGGAAGAAACACCACGCCUCCAGGUUCCACUUGUUCCAGGUUUUCCCUGUGCUGCUGGCGCUCUGUGUCUCCUGGCUCUUCUGCUUAGUGCUCACGGUCACCAACGCCCUCCCCUCGGACCCCACGGCCUACGGGUACGGAGCCCGCACCGACAGCAAAGGCGGCGUCCUGAACCAGGCCCCAUGGUUCCGCAUCCCUUACCCAGGACAGUGGGGUGUCCCCACCAUCAGCCUGGCGGGGGUCUUCGGCAUCAUCGCUGGCGUGAUCUCCUCCAUGGUGGAGUCGGUUGGCGACUACUAUGCCUGUGCCCGGCUGGUGGGGGCCCCGCCUCCCCCCAAGCACGCCAUCAACCGUGGCAUCGGCAUUGAGGGUCUCGGCUGUCUGCUGGCGGGAGCCUGGGGGACGGGGAAUGGCACCACCUCCUACAGUGAGAACGUGGGGGCGCUGGGCAUCACCCAGGUGGGGAGCCGGAUGGUGAUUGUGGCGGCGGGCGGCGUGCUCCUCCUGAUGGGCGUGUUCGGGAAGAUCGGGGCUGCGUUCGCCACCAUCCCGACCCCUGUGAUCGGAGGCAUGUUCCUGGUGAUGUUCGCCAUCAUCAUGGCCGUGGGGAUUUCCAAUCUGCAGUUCGUGGAUAUGAACUCCUCUCGGAACCUCUUCGUCUUCGGUUUCUCCAUCUACUGUGGGCUCGCCAUUCCCAACUGGGUGAACAAGAACACAGACAGGCUCCAGACAGGCAUUCUCCAGCUGGACCAGGUCAUCCAGGUGCUGCUGACCACGGGCAUGUUUGUCGGCGGAUUUCUCGGCUUUGUACUGGACAACACCAUCCCAGGGAGUCAGGAGGAGCGCGGGCUCCUGGCGUGGAAUCAAAUGCAGGAGGAGUCGCUGGAGACUUGCGAGGCCUCUCAGAUCUACGGUCUCCCCUGCGGGAUCGGCACCAAGUUCUGCGUUUCCGCCUGUGCCCGGAGCCUCCCUUUCUGGCCCCGGCUGGAGAGAGGUGGGAAAGGUGAGGUGGGGGCGAGCCAGUUCAUCCUCUGCCCCCCGGACUACUCAGGAGGCCCCCCCCAGAAUGCCUUGGAGACCAAGAUGUGA
This is a messenger RNA of Orycteropus afer afer, 1830 nucleotides long. RefSeq names its product solute carrier family 23 member 1-like. The transcript has 11 exons. Gene Ontology annotation, cellular component: membrane. The coding region runs from base 1 to 1830 and encodes 609 amino acids. NCBI's taxonomy places the organism in Eukaryota, Metazoa, Chordata, Mammalia, Tubulidentata, Orycteropodidae. The record is from RefSeq and is a predicted model, not a curated record. Gene Ontology annotation, molecular function: transmembrane transporter activity. Gene Ontology annotation, biological process: transmembrane transport.